Meira miltonrushii is the source of this 2170-nucleotide messenger RNA. RefSeq lists its product as uncharacterized. The transcript has a single exon. Bases 57 to 1925 code for a protein of 622 amino acids. Gene Ontology annotation, biological process: box C/D snoRNP assembly; maturation of LSU-rRNA from tricistronic rRNA transcript (SSU-rRNA, 5.8S rRNA, LSU-rRNA); snoRNA localization. Gene Ontology annotation, cellular component: pre-snoRNP complex; nucleus. The record is from RefSeq and is a predicted model, not a curated record. Lineage: Eukaryota; Fungi; Basidiomycota; Exobasidiomycetes; Exobasidiales; Brachybasidiaceae.
UCCAUCAUCCCAACUCAUAGUCAAAGAUGAUAUUAUAAGUCUCAUGACCAUACAACAUGUCAGCUGCAAUCUCAAAAGCUUGCAUUGUGUGUCGAGCAAGUUCGUCAAAGUACAAAUGUCCAAAAUGUACCAGUCCGACUUGCAGCUUGAUUUGCUCCAAAAAGCAUAAAAGUGACGUCCAUCCAGAUAUCGGCUUUGCUGGCGCUUCAACAUCCUCCGAUCCAGGCAUUCAAGCAUGUUCAGCUUCCAUUACAGACAAAGAGGAGCUCUUGCCUUCAUUGAGGCAAUUCAGCAAUGCAAGUGAGACAAUCACUGCACCCAAUGCUAACAACUUUGGCAAUAUUGAUAAAUUCAUUCCCAUGAAUGCAUACGGCGAAGCAAAUAUGAUGGAAGAUUUUGAGUAUCUGCAAUUCAUGGGAAGAAGCAUUGCUACUUUAGGCAAAGAUUUGAUCAAGAAAGGAUGGUACAAAGAUUCAGAUCAAGAUAAUGAUGCAAAGAAUCCUUCUGGCUCACAAGGUGGAAGGAAUUCGCGGCCAUCAUCAAAGAAUCAAGGCGGUCGAUUCAAUACUUCAACAGAGAAGCUGUCAUCGGAAGCACGCAAUCGACAACAAUAUGAGCAAAGCAUAAGAAAACUAAAAGUCCCUAUCAUGCUAUUGCCAGAUGGAAUGUCAGCUAGAAAGGAGAAUCAGUCAAGGUACAAAGUGCAACAACAACAAUUGAUGUGUACAGUUCAGAUAUCCUUCCCGUGUGGAAAAGCGGAAGAUCGAAGAUCGAAGCGAGUGAUACAACAUCAUAUACCAUGGAACAGAAGCAUAGAAGAAACUGUUCGAUCAGAAAUGGAAAAGAGGUUACGUGUGAAGGCGACAGGUCAAAAUGUCGAAAAUGAUAGCGAUCAAUCAGUAAGCGCUUGGGAAGCUUUAUUCGGUACGCAGCGUGAGGGGAAUGAUGAGGCAAAAAUGAGCUCAUUCGAAGACAUCAGGAACCAAGUCAUGAUAGUUAUUCCAGUACACUCGGAAAAGUUGCGUAACGAAACUUCUGCGCGAUUUCUGGAAUGGUGGCAACGGCAAGUACGGAAUGGAAUGGUGUUAGAAGGUGGUCUCAAAUUUGACGAAGAAAAGAAACUAUCUCUCGAGAAGAAGAGGAAUGGUGAAUGGGCUCCCAUUGAAGGUCUUGCAACAGAAGAAGUGGAGAAAGAAGGAUUGCCUGAAUUGAUACAGGGUGCAACACAGAACACAUCAAUGGAGUCAGCGGAGCAGUCCGGCUUGAUCUCAUCCUUCCUUCUCAACCGGCUGCAGUCACAAAGGGUAAUGCAAAAGAAGAGAGAACUGGAAGCGGUCAACUCAGAGACUCAAGAUGAUAUAUCACAGCAUCACGAUGCCAACACCCCUCAAAAGGAGAUCUCUCGCACGGCUACACGUCAUCUGGUAGUCUUACAAGGAAAAGAGACCAUCGAAGAUAUCUUACGAAGAUUGGCGAAAGGGUAUGCUAUCGUAGAGUAUCCUCACAUAGAAGUCUGGGAAUCAUCAAAAUUAUCGCAAAAGUUCGCAGACGGGUCAGCAGAGAGAGUCCGACUUUCUCCCGUUGAUGGAGAGGUUGAAAGUGGGGAUGAUGAGGCGACCGCAGCUAUGGAGAAGAAUGUGGCCAAGCGUUCAGCAGCAGUGACACUUGAUAACGAUUCUAGUAAAAAGAUCAAGGUAGACACAGGUCACCCGCCAAAAGCGUCAACUUCAGCUCUGGUCGGCCUGUCAGCAUAUGCAAGUUCUGACGAGGAUAGUGAGGGUGAUGCAGAGGUUGAUAAUGAGAGCAGAGAUAUAUCAGAAGAAGCCAAGUCAAACUUUGAAUCUUAUCUGUUGGAACAAAUUGCUUCUGAUGCACCAAACGGUGGUGGCCUUGCAAACAUAGCUCGAUCAUUAGGGAUGAUAUGACCACCGAUAGCCGAAAAAAUGAUGUAUAUUAACGAAAAAAAUGUUCUACAUUGUACACUAAAGACAUGCAAUAUAACAAUGGCCCUCCUUACCAGCAAAGGCUCAACCUCAAUCACCUUUGGCGCAUAUCGUGUGAGGACACGCUGAUCCACCGUGAAUGUUAUGCGUGAACCACCAUUUGAGAGUCAAACGGAAGUGUUUGGGGAGUCCGAGCACAUGUUGCUCUCGUCACGUCAACAAGUCGG